Messenger RNA from Schistosoma mattheei, 2001 nucleotides. The record is from the annotation of a GenBank genome assembly. NCBI's taxonomy places the organism in Eukaryota, Metazoa, Platyhelminthes, Trematoda, Strigeidida, Schistosomatidae.
AUGGAUAUCGAUAACAGCAAAUAUUACAUUGAAAGCGAACAGAUUCCUGAAGAUGACAAUGCAUCUUCUAUAGUAUCGGUUAAAAUCGAAGAUUUACCAGACACAUUGAAAGAUGAUGAACUUGAUCCACUUGUCUUGAGAGUCAAGGAGACGAUAAAAGACUCAGAAGCAAAGGAAAGGUUUGAUGGACUCGCUUCUGAUGUUCAUUCUCAAGUUUCUCCUCCAUCUGUUGAUCAGUUUUUCCGUAAUUACUUACAAAACAAUGGAUUUCUUGAGACUCUUAAUGUCUUCCAGGCAGAAUGGUUCAAGUUCUUGCAUAGAGGUUUAUUGAAUAAAGAAGCUGCCCCAGUUCCUGAUAUUUAUAUACAGAACGAUGAGCUGAGAAAUAUGAUAGAAGAUAUAAGAUCAGAAAAUCUGACUUUAAAAAAUUCAGUUUUGAAACUAAGUGAUGAGUUGAAAAAAGUUAGGAAUGAACGAGAUUAUCACAUGAUCAAGCACAGACAAACGUUACAAGAUAAAGAGAAGCUACACUGUGACGUAAAAAGAGUAAAAGAACAUUAUGCUGAAUAUGAGCCAAUUUUAAGAUUAUUAAGACAAAAAUAUGAAACAGCAAUGAAAGAAAAAACGUUACGUAGAAUUGAACGAGACAAAGCUAUGAACCAAGUUGAAGGACUUCGACAUGCUUUAACUUCAUUGCAAAAAUUAGGUAUAACGUCUAAUGAUGCAAACGAUAUUGAAAAUGUUGAUCUGAAUCAUAAAGUAACUGAGAAAAGGUUGGAAAGUACAACAAGUAGACAGAAUAAAAAAGAAACUGAUCAAAAGUGUAAAAAGAAUUAUAUGAGAUCAGAAAAGUUUAAUAUCCAAACUAAACUGGAUCAUAAUUUGAAAAGGAUUGGAUUUUGUGAUUUAUCUAUUGAUUAUAAAGUGAAUCCAUUAUUGGCAAAACUUACAAAUCAUUCAUAUAAAUUUACACGAUUAGAUAAUAGAAAAUUAGAUAUGAGUAUACGGGCUCAUAAUGCAGCUAUUAGCAAAUUAGCUAUUCAUUCAAAUAAAUCAUGGUUAUGUUCAGUUGGUGAUGAUAAAUUAUGGAAAUUGUGGAAAAUUCCAAAAUUAGAAUUAUUAAUGGAAUAUAAACUAAUAACAAAUGAUUGGAUAUCAUCAAUUGAUUUUCAUCCUAAAGAAGAAAUAUUAGCAACAGGAAAUGCUCAAGGUUCUAUUCAAAUAUGGAAAAUUGACCUUAUCGAUGACAAGAUAUCGGAACAGAAUCAUUGUAAACGUAUUGGUAUUUUACGUCAGCAUACUGGAGCUGUUUGGUCUGUGAAUUGGCAUUGGACUGGUACUUAUUUAGCUAGUUGCGGUAUGGAUAAUACAAUACGUCUAUGGAAUGUUGAACACGCUAUGAUGUCAUUUAAAAUGAAUAAAGAAUUAUUAAGCACACGUUCUGCAACAUCAUGUUGUACAAUACUUAGAGGGCAUAGUAAAUCAGUGAAUUCUAUUCAAUUUUUACCUUAUGGAAAUAUUUUAGUUACUGGUUCAUCAGACAGAACAGUGUGUUUAUGGGAUGGUCGUUCGGGUUUGUGUGAGCAUACAUUUCUUGGUCAUACACAUUCAAUCAAUUGUGCUAUAUUUAAUCAACAAGGUACCAAUGUGAAAUGUUUGCCUACUUGUUUUGAUUUGAAUAAAACUCGAAAAUUUGAUCGUUUCAAUCAUCAUCAUCCUCAUCAACAACAUUCUAAUCAUCAUCCAAAUCCUACAUCUAUACAACAUAAACAAUUAGAACAACGAAAUAAACUUGGAAUUAAUCAAUUAGUUAUUGAUUUGAAUAGUGAAUAUAUUGUUGCUGGUUGUGAUGAUUCUAAAAUUUAUUGUAUAGAAAUAUCAACUGGUCAAAUAUCUACAUUACAAGGACAUGAUGAUUCGGUUCAAUCGAUUGUAUUAGAUUAUGAAUCAGGAUAUUUAUAUUCAGCAUCCAGUGAUCAAAAAGUAUGUUCAUGGAUUUGA